AUGGAUGGCGGCAAGGAUGUAACGGGUGUACUGGUCAACGUAAAUCGGAGUUGGCUCUCGUUCGACCUUAUGAUCCAGUACAUGAACGAUGGGGUCUUUUCGAUUGGUAUCGUGUCCAAGCUUCCCAGACGAUGCCUGGAUCUAGCCGACUGGUUUGCCAGUAGUAGUGGACUGGCGGCAAUCAUCUUUAGACAUCCGGUGAUACCUCUGGGUUGCGCCUUAGUCAGGCGGGGGUGUGAUAUUGUGGCUGUCAGAGUUGGUGAUCUGGUGGUUGUCUCGUGCUACGUUUCCCCCAACGCUACGAGGAGCCGUUAUCUUGAGUUCCUGGAUAAACUCGGGGAUAUAGUUAGUGAGGCUGGCGGUAGAAGAGUCCUGAUCGGCGAUAACGCUCAGAGAUAUCGUUCGGAAGCGACAUCUCUGCACCCGCGUUGGAACUACGCUAGAAUGAACAUGAGGGCGUUGAUCAUGGUUUUGGAAUGGGAUGGCGCUGCUGGUCCUGUUCUUGGCGUGGGCAACACUUGCGACGGAUCGGUGUUGCGGCGGAUGACUUGGAGGCUAGACGAAUUGCGCGGCGAGUACUGUGUUGCUCGUGAUAACCUGCGGGGCGCCAUAUCUAAGGCCAAGGCGGCAGCAUGGACGGAGCUGGUCAGGACUGUCGAGGCGGACCCCUGGGGAAGACCGUACCGGUUGGUCUUGAACCGCUUGAGGCAUUCCUAUCCUAGAGUCUCGGAGAGUCUGCCCGCUGACUUGCUGCGGGCUCUUAUAGGGUCUCUCUUCCCCGCUGGUGACGGGAGAGCGAUCGAUCCUUGCACGGAGGUCACAUGGACAGAGGAGGACGCUGUGCAGAUUGCGGAAACUUACGCUGCCAUCCGUCACAAGAGAAGCCAGUCGAUUAAGGUGCCGGGCUUGGACGGGAUCCGCUCGAUUGUGUGGAGGAAUGCUCCAAGAGAAUUGGUGGAGAGGCUGACCUCGUGA
Messenger RNA from Odontomachus brunneus, 975 nucleotides. RefSeq lists its product as uncharacterized. Bases 1 to 975 code for a protein of 324 amino acids. NCBI's taxonomy places the organism in Eukaryota, Metazoa, Arthropoda, Insecta, Hymenoptera, Formicidae. The transcript has 4 exons. The record is from RefSeq and is a predicted model, not a curated record.